Molecule: messenger RNA, 4890 nt
Organism: Penicillium alfredii
Lineage: Eukaryota; Fungi; Ascomycota; Eurotiomycetes; Eurotiales; Aspergillaceae
Gene: swr1
Product: putative SNF2 family helicase/ATPase (Swr1)
Exons: 1
Coding region: 1-4890 (1629 amino acids)
Cellular component (GO): Swr1 complex
Molecular function (GO): ATP binding; ATP-dependent chromatin remodeler activity; ATP hydrolysis activity
Source: RefSeq, a predicted model, not a curated record
AUGCAAAACGGCAGCCCCGACGGCCCAUCACCCCACGAUGAAUUUGUAACUCCUGUGUCUCAUCCUGCACCCCGCGACGUGUCUGUUCUUGAGCAGUCAACCGAUACUGCCCCCCGCGAGUCAAUCCCUUCCGAGUCGAAAGACGAUGAAGUGGUCCAUCGGCCUGAAGGACCCCCGUCCAAGAAGCGGAGGCUAACGGAUUCUACCCCAUCGCGACACUCGACACCCCGGCCGCCCUCGCCACCUUGGAAGAAGGCCGGCGCUGAAGGUCCCACGUCUUUUCUCCUAGAGGGCAAACGCAGGUCUUCCCGCACCAACACGGUUCCUCUCGAUCUCCAGCCUCCGUCGGAUAAAAGACACACGCGAGCGGCCCAGCAAACUUCUAAAACCAAGAACGCUCGCGAUGGAUCAAAACCGGCCACGUCCUCGCCGUUGUCGGUGCGUGCGGAGGUCAACGGAAAGAUUGGUGGCAAGGUAAAUACCAAUGGAUCACCCAGGACGCUACCCAAGAAGGGCGCAACGAAUAAACAGCGAAGAGUAUCACAAUCACCAGCGCCUAAACCAACACAGUCACGCACGAGAUCCCGGAGUUCUGGUGCCCUUCAUCAACCGGUCGAUGUGACUUUGAAUGGCACCAGCCCUCGUCCUCUUCGCGAUCGCAAAUCCAUCUCAACGACUUCUCUCGCGGCUCCCGAUGGCUUCAAUGACGCCGAGACGAAUGUCGAGGAGCACGGCCAAGGUUUGCAGAAAGUUCCACGGCUACGAAUCAAAGUGAAAAAGCCAAUCGUUCCGAUCCGACACCCCGGCCAUAUAGCAGGCAAGAAACAUACAUCGUUUAGGGAAUGGAUGGAUCAUGAGGAUGCGCCAAGUGUUUUAUCACAAUCUGAAGCUCUCGAAGAGGCUCGGAGACGCGAUGAAGUUUUGACAGCUGCAGAGCCCGGCGGACCGCUGAGCUCGGAAGUUUGCUCGGCAUAUAUCACAGAACAACAAGAGGAGCCUCCUCCCCAAUAUUCGCAUCAGGAUCAUCUCGUGGCGCAUGCUCUCUAUUUUCAGAAGCUCCUUGACAAGGAACACAAACGUCACCGGCAGAUGGCCAAACUAUUUGCGCAAUGGUGCGCAGAUGCCUACAGGAAACGCCACAAGAAUCCUGAAGAUAUACUUCGGGAGCAGCAGGAGGAAAUGCGCGGGAAACGCAAACAACUCGCCAAAGACCUUCAGAAGAUGUUCGAUCUGGCACGCGCUGAGAUUGACCGGACGCGCUUGGCACGGUGGGAAGAAGAGCGAAAAGUGGAAGAUCAACAGGCUCUAGAUCGCGCCAUCAAGAAGUCUACAAUGCUUUUUGAGAAACGUCGAUCUGAGAUCUUGGGCGAGGUUCCCAGCGACGCUCCCGCUUCGAGCGAAGACGAAGAUGCCGAGACAGAUUCUUCAUCCGGCUCGGGCGACGAAGACAAUGAAAGCAACAUGUCUACCUCGGAGUCUGAGGCUGACGACGAGACGAACGUAGAUGAUGAUGCCACAUUGACGGCAGAAGAGCUUCGGUUAAAGUACGCCAACCUGCCAGCUGAUGAAACUGCGAAUCAAAUAUCUGUGGUAUUAGGUGGCACAGAACCGACAAGAGAUAUCCAAAUGUCAUGUGUUGAGGAUGUCACGGAUGAAAUCGAUUCUCAGGCGGCACCGACAGAGCCGCAAAUCGACGAUCUUGAUUCGGUGCUUAUGGAAGAUAGCGAUCAGUCCACUGAUAUGGAUGAUGAUAUGGGCGACAGCGACGAAGAUCGAGACACCAGCGAUGCGGAAUCCGACGAGGCGAGUGGCGAUGGACCUGGUUUGCUCGGCUUUUUUUCUUCCAAGGACAUUGCCGCACCCGACGUUGAUGAGGACGAUGAAGCUGAAAUCUCUGAUUAUGGCCAAAGCAACGAGGCAAAAAAUCUUUCGGACGCUGAAGAUGAAAUUGAACCGGAGGAUGCAGAUGAGGUCUCUCUCGUUCCCAAUGGACCAACCAAUGAAGAGACCUCGGCCGAAGGCACACCUUUGCAUGUUGUCGAGGCUUCUGAAGAAUCUCCGGCUGUUGGUGAAGAUGCUUCUCUUGUCGAUACACCCAUGGAAGAUGGGUCUACCGAACCAGAUCGUGCUGAAGCCACUGCUCCAAUUGAUCAGCCCCAGCCUGUCGAGAUGGACCUUGCUUCUGCCAGCCGACCCAGUGGAGAAGUGUCGAGUGAAGCCUCCCCAGGAACUCUUGCGACCAAGCCAUCCGAGCCAGAAUCUGUCUCAUCAUAUGAACCUGGCAUCGAGAAUACCUUGCUGGCAAGCCACUCGCCUGCGCCUGGUCUGAAGACACCGAUUCCGCAUCUCCUACGAGGCACACUCCGUGAAUACCAGCACUACGGAUUAGACUGGCUUGCGGGUCUCUACAACAGCCAUAUUAACGGUAUCCUAGCCGAUGAGAUGGGUCUUGGCAAAACGAUCCAGACGAUUGCCCUCCUAGCUCACCUUGCCGUGGACCAUGGAGUCUGGGGCCCGCAUCUAGUGGUUGUUCCCACAAGCGUGAUGCUUAACUGGGAAAUGGAGUUCAAGAAAUGGUGCCCGGGCUUCAAAAUCAUGACCUACUAUGGCAACCAAGAAGAGCGGAAGCAGAAGCGCCGCGGCUGGAUGGACGACAAUGCAUGGAAUGUGUUGAUCACGUCUUAUCAACUGGUCCUGCAGGACCAAGGCUCCCUCAAACGACGGAAUUGGCACUACAUGAUUCUCGAUGAAGCACACAACAUCAAGAACUUCCGCUCGCAGAGGUGGCAAGCUCUUCUUACGUUCAGGACCCGAGCCAGACUCCUCUUGACCGGUACGCCGCUUCAAAACAACCUGACCGAAUUGUGGUCUCUACUUUUCUUCUUGAUGCCUUCCGACAGUGACGGAACAGGCGUUGAGGGAUUCGCCGAUCUAAGAGAUUUCUCUGAAUGGUUCCGACGUCCGGUGGAGCAAAUCUUAGAACAUGGAAGGGAGACGAUGGACGAAGAGGCCAAGCAAGUAGUGACCAAACUACACACCGUUCUUCGCCCCUACCUUCUGCGUCGACUCAAGGCCGACGUCGAGAAACAGAUGCCCGGGAAGUUUGAGCAUGUGGUUUACUGCAGACUUUCGAAGCGACAGCGGUACCUUUACGAUGGUUUCAUGUCGAUGGCUCAGACGAGGGAGACACUCGCAUCGGGAAACUUCCUUUCAAUCAUCCACUGCCUCAUGCAGCUCCGCAAGGUCUGCAACCACCCAGAUCUCUUUGAAACUCGACCCAUCUCCACCUCGUUUGCCAUGCCGCGGUCGGUAGUUGCAGACUUUAACCUCAAAGAAAAUCUCGUCCGGCGAAGGCUGCUCUAUGAUCACCCCCUCACCAAGAUUGAUUUCGACUUUCUCAACCUGGCGCCUGUGUCCCGAGAGGUUAUUUCUCGGCGGCUGGCCGAUGACAGCAUUCGACUGAUGGCUUUUGGUCCGUUCAAGACACUUCGGGAGCGCCAGUACAACCGAACCAACUGGCAGAUGGGAUUUGACGGUUCCAACAUGGAGACGAUCCUGGAAUCGUUGGAGAACGCCAGCCGAAAGAGGAGGAUGGCGGAAUUGGAGCGGUGUCUAUAUUUUGAAUCCAAACGGCACGGCCGCCGGCCUAUAUACGGUAGUAGCCUCAUCGAGUUUCUCACGGCCGGGACCAAGGAACACGCGUUGUCUAACGCACCGUUACGAAAGCGCUCGAUGGCCGAGUGGCUGUCGAGCCGGUCAUCGGUCCUCGCGUCGAUGAUCCUGACUGUUGAGGAGCGGUCCCGCGACAUGGAUGGUUACGUCCAGAGAUUUGCCUGCGUCACACCGGCCGUCGUCGCUGCAGGCAUGACAGAAGCCGCCCUGACCCCAGUUGAAACGCGGCUCUUGACCAAUACGCGGAAAGACCAGGCCUACGACCCCUUCCACGAAGCGCGGAUGCGCCUCUCCAUCGCGUUCCCGGAUAAGCGACUGUUACAGUACGACUGCGGAAAACUACAGCGCCUUGACCAGCUGCUCCGCGACCUCAAGGCCGGUGGACAUCGGGCCUUGAUCUUCACCCAGAUGACCAAGAUGCUCGAUAUCCUGGAACAGUUCCUCAACAUCCAUGGGCAUCGCUAUCUCCGAUUGGAUGGUACUACGAAGGUCGAGCAGCGACAGAUGCUAACGGAGCGGUUCAACAGCGACCCUCGGAUCCUGGCGUUCAUUCUGUCGAGUCGGUCCGGUGGGCUGGGAAUCAACCUCACGGGGGCCGACACUGUCAUCUUCUACGACCUCGACUGGAACCCGGCGAUGGACAAGCAGUGUCAAGACCGCUGCCACCGGAUCGGGCAAACCCGCGACGUCCACAUCUACCGGUUCGUGUCGGAAUACACGAUCGAAUCCAACAUUCUCCGCAAAGCCAAUCAAAAACGGAUGCUGGACGACGUGAUCAUCCAAGAGGGAGAGUUCACCACCGACUACUUCACCAAGCUGGAUGAGCAGGGUAUGAUGGAGAGCGACGAACGCGACGGACACGACGAAGCCAGUGCGGCCAUGGACCGCGUCCUGGGCAACCGGGUGGCGGGCGGGUCGCGGGUGUUUGAGCAGGCCGAGGACAAGGAGGACAUUGAUGCGGCCAAGAAUGCGCAAAAGGAGUUGGAGCACGCCGACGAUGGCGACUUCGAGGAUCGCGCAUCACAUGGGACACCGGCGCAGGUCGAGACUCGGGAUGAUGGACCGGGGAUCACACCGGACGAACCCAGCCACAUCGACGAGUAUCUGCUACGAUUCAUGGAGUGGAACAUGAGGGAUGAGCCUUUGGUGCUCCCACCGGAUAAGAGCAAGAAGAAGUCCAAAAAGGGCAAAGAGCACCAUCUGAAGCGGCGACGUUGA